This is a messenger RNA of Letharia lupina, 5034 nucleotides long. RefSeq lists its product as uncharacterized. Gene Ontology annotation, cellular component: cytoplasm. Bases 1 to 5034 code for a protein of 1677 amino acids. Gene Ontology annotation, molecular function: 5'-flap endonuclease activity; single-stranded DNA helicase activity. The record is from RefSeq and is a predicted model, not a curated record. NCBI's taxonomy places the organism in Eukaryota, Fungi, Ascomycota, Lecanoromycetes, Lecanorales, Parmeliaceae. The transcript is spliced from 5 exons. Gene Ontology annotation, biological process: replication fork reversal.
AUGGCGAGUCGCCAGAAGUCUUUCUUCGAUCGGGAUAAAAAGCAGGCUCGCCCUUUCUUGCAGAAAGACUGGAAGCGUGAAAACGAGUCUCAUGGCCCUCAACCUUCCUUGAAGCCAUCCGCCCUCAUGGCUCCCAUAGCUGCCUCCUCACAAUCCAAGUCGAAGCUAAAAGCCUUCCAAUACGAUGAGAGGAAUGACUACACUGUCCCCAAGGCUGCGGUCACUGAGAAAGAGAAUCACGAUCCCGAGCUGGACGCGACGACCCUGAAGAUGGACCCCCCUCCACAGCAUCUCUCGCAAAGAUCUGCAAAGGACGUACGAGAUUGCCCCCAGACACCAGUCGGCAGACUGCCAUUGACGGAGCUCCUCGCAAGUGGUGAUGAUACGUCUCGUCAGCAUCUGAACUUGACACCCAUUGAGCGAGUCUUAUGGGACAACUCGCCUGUCAGCUCAGAGCCUGCAAAAUCAAGGCAGAGGGGUAGAAAGAGAGCACAUAGCUCAUCUCCGGCGUCAUCUUCCCAAAAUGACACCUCUCGUCCCUUUGGGAGUACCAAGCCACAGGCAGACCUCCCGGCUUUGCAGAAAGCUUUGAAAACACCAAAGGCUGAUCCCGCUGACGAUCUGUGGAGUCGUUACUCACUCAACACAGGCACUACCGAAAGACAGUCCCCCACCGCGCCCGCUGGCUUGGCUUUCACCCAACUCAUACAUUCAUCAUCGCCUCAAACACCCGCUAGUCAUGACAAAGAGGGGAGUGGCUUAAGAAGGGUCUUAAGUUGCAUCGAAUGGCCGACGUCAGCAGCGAAGAGGAGAAAGCUACAACAGAGCGGCACGUACAAGGACUCCAAUGGUGGGCAUGCUAGAAUUGAUGGAGGCCCCGAUGAUACGAACGAGAAGUCGAAGAUGUCAAGGGUCAGCUUCCUGGUUGAGAAGAUACAUGACGGUCUCACCAAGCCGCGCGCCAUUCAGGAGUACUCUUCGUCUGAGCCUGCCAGAUCCUCACCUGUGGCGCGGAAGGUCAACGAAUCACCCAAAGGACUCGACCUACCAUCGCAAGAAGGCCAGACAGCAAUCGACGACGUCGUCACUGUUCUGAGUCAAACCGCUGUAGCACCCAAAGAGCGCCCACUCCUGCCUCUGGUACUUUCUGCGGAGGAAAUUGCGGAUCUUGAGAAAGCUGAUGGCUCCUCUGACUUUGGAGACGAUGAUCUCGAUCUAGAGAUGCUCGAGACGGUGGAUGCGACUCUUCAGGCUUUCUCGACAACAAGAAUGAAGGCCGCGAGCCCAAGACGCGGUAAUAACAAUCGACCCAUUACCACAGUCGAUCCAGAAGAGCACAUACGAGGACCUACCCAAGCUGACUCUGCGGAGGCGACCUCUGGGGAUACCGAGAGGCUGUCCCAAGUAUCCUUCCCCUCUGAAAUAUCCUCUUCACCAGCACAGGUGGCGCCCUUGAAUCACGAUGAGUUUGGUGAAGAUGAGGAUGAGGUCUCUGCAGCCGACCUGGAGAAUGUCUUCGCUCAGUACGAUACCCAACCACAGCAACAUGUUGCUAGAAAAGAUCAUCUUGCGAAGCAUGCAGAUUCAAUGCGUCCAGAAUCAGCAACUGACGUCCGGAAAGAAUCCAUAUUCAGACCUAAAUCCGCGAUUCCUAGACCUGUGAUUACCACUCACAUCGAAGUGCUGUCUGAUGACGAGGACUUCGGCGAUGAUUCGGAUUUUGAGCAGAUUGCUGCUGAGUGCGUCGAGGCAACCAGAAAUCAGCAGGUAUCACAGCCUCAGUCAUCUGUACUCUCUGUGCAAAGUGAAGGGACAAAGUUCAGCAAAGCAAUCAUUCUACGACAAGCCUGGGUAGACACCCCCUGUCUCCCCGAGUCUUAUGUCCAUCUCAUCGGAGAUUUUGAUCGUCUUGGUCAAUGCGUCGUCGACAACACCCAGAACCUGCUUAUCCUUCAUCCUGAUCAUCUGAUUUCAUCUACUGUGGUUGGAGAUUCGUUCACAUGUACUCGCAAAGCUGUCCUAGAAGCUCGAGUCAAAGCCACCAGUGAUGCCAACCAGGCCACUCUUUACGGGCAUUUGCUGCAUGAGAUAUUCCAGGAGGCGCUGAAAGCUAAUAAAUGGGAUGAUGGUUUCAUGAUUUCGCUCAUUGAAACCAUAGCGACGCGGAGCCUGGAGUCGCUCUUCGAGCUUCAGAUUGAGGUUCCGAUCGCCAUCGAGCAGCUCAGAGCCAGGGCGGUCGAUUUGCAGGCUUGGGCUGAGAUUUAUGUUGCCGCAAAACCGAAGUCGAACGCCGUUGUCAAAGAUCGGAAUGGAGCCCAAUCCCUCAUGUGUGUCAACAAGCUUCUCGAGAUCGAAGAAAAGGUGUGGUCACCAAUGUAUGGGUUGAAGGGCAACAUCGAUGCCACAGUACAGGUGACGUUAAAGGACGGUGAGGAUGAAAAAACAUUAACAGUACCGUUCGAGUUGAAGACGGGUAAAAAUGCCAACGCAUCGCAUAAAGCCCAAACAUCGCUUUACACCCUUUUGCUUUCCAAUCGAUAUGGCGAGUCACUCAGUGCACUAAGUAGCUCCGAAAUCUCUAAUGUCCAAACUAUACGCCACGAAUUGGUACCCAUGAUCAUGCAACGGAACGAGUUAGCAAGCUAUGUUCGUCAUCGUGCGGAACUACCCCCAAUGAUCAAGCGGCCAUAUACUUGUGGCAAAUGCUUUGCCCAAACACCAUGCUUUCUCUAUCACAAAUUGGUAGAUGACGGUAAUGGCGAGACAAGUGGCCUUGGAGAGAGGUUCGACGACUUCGUUAAGCACCUGAAUCCUAACCACCAACUCUUCUUCAGCAAGUGGGACGCUUUGCUGACGAAAGAAGAGAAAGACUUUGUCAAAUUUCGCAAAGAGUUGUGGACAAUGCAAAGUUUCGAGCGCGAGAGGGUCGGACGAUGCUUCGGCAACGUCAUCAUUGACCCAGGUUCCUUCCAUAAAAUCGAAGGCGCUCUAAAGAUCAACCGCUAUGGCUAUACUUUUGUCAAGCAGAAGCCAACACCUAGCUUCUCUUUCAUAGAAUCCCAGAUCACUCUUGGUGAACCUAUUGUGAUCUCGGACGAGAAGGGACACUUUGCUCUUGCGAAUGGUUACGUGACCAGCGUACGGAAGCACAAAAUCCAGGUCGCCAUUGACCGCCGUCUGCAUAAUGCUCGAGCAAAAGGCAAUGAUUUUGACACUCUGCGAAACCAAACCUUUGCAGGUAUCAUGGAGGUGGUUGACAAUGGUUUUGGACAAUCAACCAUGAUACCCACGCAACCUGAUGAAACUAUAACGUACCGUCUCGACAAGGAUGAGUUCAGCAACGGCAUGGCAAUGAUUCGUACCAAUCUCGUUCGCUUGAUGGAGAAAGACGUUUUUGGUGUUCAAGCCCUUCGGAGAUUGAUCGUUGAGAAUGUGGCUCCUACCUUCAAGCCCACAGCGUCAGCGUAUACUCUUGCAGAUACGGCGAGCCAAGCUAGCCUGAAUGUUGACCAAAAGGCUGCAAUUGAGAAGGUGAUGAUCGCCAAAGACUACGCCCUCGUCCUUGGGAUGCCGGGAACUGGGAAGACGACUACCAUUGCACAUAUUAUUCGAGCUCUUGUAGCCCAAGGAAAGAGCGUUCUACUUACCUCAUAUACGCACACUGCUGUCGACAAUAUAUUGCUCAAGCUACGCAACGACGGAGUUGGCAUCUUUCGCCUCGGUGCCGUCGCAAAGAUCCAUCCAGAAAUUCAAGAAUUUGCAGAUCUUGCGGGCAAACCGAUCAAGACGAUGGAAGAUCUCAAGAGAUGCUACACACAACCAAUUGUCGCAACAACGUGCCUAGGGAUUAACCACCCCAUCUUCAAUCAGCGUGUCUUUGACUACUGCAUCGUCGACGAAGCGUCUCAAAUCACACUUCCCGUGUGCAUAGGUCCCAUCCGAAUGGCUAGGACAUUUAUCCUUGUCGGCGACCACUAUCAAUUGCCUCCUCUGGUCCAGAAUAAAGAGGCUCAAGAAGGUGGCCUAGACAUCAGUUUGUUCAAAACACUCUCCGACAACCAUCCUUCUUCAGUCGUGAACCUCGAGCACCAAUAUCGUAUGUGCGAAGAGAUCAUGACACUCAGCAAUACCUUGAUCUAUGACGGCCGUCUCAAAUGCGGCACACCAGCAGUCGCCACUCGCUCAAUCGUUAUUCCUAGCAUAGACGCCCUCAGGCAACAUCACCAUAACCCUCGCAGUAUCCUCUCUGCCGACCCAAAGAAAGUCUGCCCUGGCCCUACCCGAGGAUCUUGCUGGCUCCGCGAUCUCCUCGAUCCUUCCGUCAAAGCCUGCUUCGUUAAUACAGACCCUCUCUUGUCUCUUUCUCGUGAAGCCCUGGAAAGCGGGUUACGGAUCACAAACCCCUGCGAAGCAAAAUUGGCCACCCAAAUCGUCGAAUCUCUUAUCACCACAGGAAUUGCUCCUACAGACAUUGGUGUCAUUACUCUUUACCGUUCCCAGCUGGCACUGAUCAAGCAAUCUCUCCGCCACCGCUCGGGCGUCGAAAUGCACACCGCGGAUAAGUUCCAAGGCCGUGACAAAGAAGUGGUGGUACUCAGCCUCGUUCGUAGCAAUGAAGACCAAAAUGUCGGAGAGCUGCUGAAGGAUUGGCGGAGAGUCAAUGUUGCACUGACAAGAGCGCGAACCAAAUUGCUUGUGUUGGGGAGUAAGAGUACGCUCGUGGGAAACGACUUGUUGAAGGACUUUAUCGUAUUGAUGGAAAGAAAGGGGUGGUGGUUUGAUCUACCGGCAGGAGCAUGUGAAGGACAUGUCUUCGAAGACGUACAGACGCAAAUCUCUGGUAGGGGAAGCGCUGACACCAAGGCUGAAGUGGACUUUGGGAAGGCGAAGGUAAACAUUGAGAGGCAAGCACUUGGAGAAGGCAAGGAGAACAAAAGGAGUAGGAGGGUCCCCGCGAAGCAGGGGAAGUUGGAUGUCAGCGUCUUAAUGGGCAAGAGGCCUGUUUUGAGAGACAUCAUUAACGAUGCUUCUUGA